AUGGCUAUAUUAUGCAUAAUAGCUCCAUAUAGUAGGAUAAUGAAGAUAUUAGGAAGUGGUUAUCAUGGUGUAGGGAACCUAAAUUUUACAUUGGAUUGGAAUGCAAUUGGACAACCCAGGCCGUUAUAUAUUCCAUGGUGGGCUCAAGUAAAUCAUUAUGUCAGUAUAAUUAUUGGUGUAUCAUGUAUGGAUCAUUACCCGCUUUUAUAUCAUUUUAAUUUCUUGAAAGCACAAAGAUUUCCAUUUUCAUCCACACUUCCUUUAGACAAAUAUGGACAAAAAUAUAAUCAGACAUUAAUUAUUGAUAGGACAACCAGAUUUUUAAAUGUUACAGCUUAUGAUAAUUAUAGCCCAGUAUAUUUAUCAGCCACCUUUGCUGUUAAUUAUCUAUACUCUUUCAUUUCGAUUACCGCAGUCAUGAGUUAUGUGUUCUUAUUUCAUGGUAAAGAUAUUUGGAAAAGGUUCAAAUCUAGUCAAGAUGAAAAGAGACAUGAUAUUCAUUCCAAGUUGAUGAGCGUUUAUCCAGAAAUUCCAAAUACUUGGUAUUUUACAAUAUUCUUCAUUAUGUUAUUAAUCGCAAUCGUACUUGGGUAUAUGAUGACGGAGGUGAAUUUACCGUGGUGGGGAUUGCUUAUGGCUAUAAGAUUAUCAAUAAUUAUGGUGCUUCCAAUUGGGUUGAAUGUGUUAGCUGAAAUAAUUUGUGGUUACGUCCUCCUUGACCGGCCUAUCGCCAAUGUAUACUUUAAAUGUUAUGGUUUUGUAAUAAUUCAUUAUAUGAAAAUUCCUCCAUGUUCUAUGUUUAUUUCUCAAUUAUAUGGCACAGUUGUCGGAGAUUUUAUGAAUUAUUGGGUUUUAAGACUUAUUAUUUCUUCAAAACGACAAUUUCUUGAUGGUACAAUGGAAGAUCCAACCGGUCAAGUAUCAGGGUAUCAUACACAAGUUAUUAAUACAGCUUCAAUAGUGUGGGGUUUGAUUGGACCUGCAAGAACAUUUGGUCCAAAUUCCCUAUAUCGCCCGCUUCUUUGGGGUUUUUUAAUUGGAGUCUUUGUGCCAAUUCCAUUUUAUCUAUUACAUCGAAAAUAUCCAAAAUAUAGAUUUGAUUUAGUGAAUGUACCUUUAAUUUGUAAUGGAUUACAAAUAAUUCCUGAAUCUUAUACAAAUUUUAUUAUUAUGGGAUUCUUAGCAAGUUUUGCAAGUCAAUUCUAUACCUAUAGAUACAAGAAUCAAUUAUGGAAAAAAUAG
Messenger RNA from Rhizophagus irregularis DAOM 181602=DAOM 197198, 1242 nucleotides. Lineage: Eukaryota; Fungi; Glomeromycota; Glomeromycetes; Glomerales; Glomeraceae. The record is from RefSeq and is a predicted model, not a curated record.